This is a messenger RNA of Procambarus clarkii (red swamp crayfish), 783 nucleotides long. RefSeq names its product zonadhesin-like. Lineage: Eukaryota; Metazoa; Arthropoda; Malacostraca; Decapoda; Cambaridae. The record is from RefSeq and is a predicted model, not a curated record.
AUGGGGCUGAAGAGAACACAAAGAAGAAGAGGGUUUGUCUUUAGCCAACAAUGGCUGCAAGAGUCAGAUAAGAGAAUUAGCUGUGAUUCUGAGAAAGUUAUGACUUACCUUAAACCAGCUCAGACUUUGCUUAAACCAGCACAAACUUACCUUAAACCAGCACAGACUUACCUUAAACCAGCACAGACUUACCUUAAACCAGCUCAGACUUUGCUUAAACCAGCACAAACUUACCUUAAACCAGCACAGACUUACCUUAAACCAGCUCAGACUUUGCUUAAACCAGCACAGACUUACCUUAAACCAGCUCAGACUUUGCUUAAACCAGCACAGACUUACCUUAAACCAGCUCAGACUUUGCUUAAACCAGCACAGACUUACCUUAAACCAGCUCAGACUUACCUUAAACCAGCACAGACUUACCUUAAACCAGCUCAGACUUUGGUUAAACCAGCACAGACUUACCUUAAACCAGCACAGACUUACCUUAAACCAACACAGACUUACCUUAAACCAACACAGACUUACCUUAAACCAGCUCAGACUUACCUUAAACCAACACAGACUUACCUUAAACCAGCUCAGACUUUGCUUAAACCAGCACAGACUUACCUUAAACCAGCACAGACUUACCUUAAACCAACACAGACUUAUCUUAAACCAGCACAGACUUACCUUAAACCAACACAGACUUAUCUUAAACCAACACAGACUUACCUUAAACCAACACAGACUUAUCUUAAACCAACACAGACUUACCUUAAACCAACUCAGACUUCUUGA